Vanessa tameamea is the source of this 3157-nucleotide messenger RNA. RefSeq names its product protein tipE (gene tipE). The transcript has 4 exons. Gene Ontology annotation, biological process: regulation of sodium ion transport. Gene Ontology annotation, cellular component: plasma membrane. The record is from RefSeq and is a predicted model, not a curated record. The coding region runs from base 371 to 1363 and encodes 330 amino acids. NCBI's taxonomy places the organism in Eukaryota, Metazoa, Arthropoda, Insecta, Lepidoptera, Nymphalidae. Gene Ontology annotation, molecular function: sodium channel regulator activity.
GCGGGUUCGCGUUGACGUCCCUUUGAAACUGACGUCUAAAAAAACUAUUUAUACGCUUCCCAAAGAACACAAUGCUCUAGUGUUAUAUUUUAGUGUUCAUAGAAAACCUUAUUUCCUUUCAGCGUGCAUCCGUCUCAUUUCGUGGAUCUUGUAAAGGCUGGUUUUGGAACAAAAUAAAUUGCGUGAAUGAUAAAAUAAAACCAGCCUUUACGAAUCACGUAAAGACAGAUGAAAAUGUAAUUAAUCAGCGCUUAAUAAUAAAAAAAUAUAAUAUUGGAUAUACUAAUAGUGCAAAGGACUGCCACAGCUUGAAAUGACCCAGCCGAGCUGAAACAAGCGCUAUGGUCGCUUAUAGCGAGUUCACGCCAACAUGGCCGACGAAGAAAAACUGCCGAUUCCCCCCACAUUUCUCGAGAAAGUGCUCUUUUACACGACAGCGACCUUCGUCCUCCUCGCCACCUUCAGCCUCUUCGCUUUUCUCUUCUUAGUUCCGUUCGUCAUAGAGCCAGCAUUCACGACAAUAUUCAUGCAAUUCGAUCCAGUAGCAGCGCUAUGUGUCACCGCCCAAGUGAAACAUUUAAUCGGCGCCAGUAACUGUUCCUGGGCCUCGUGUAGAGAAGGCUGUACGAAAGAUUUAUACGAAUGCACCCAGAUCAGAGUCAACUACAAGUUAGGCUAUCCCCCUAACAUAACCGCCACCGAAUACGAAACACUCAUUAGAGCCGAACGAUCGUUGAGAAAGGACUACGAUUACGACAACUACGAAUCCCCCCUUGAAUCACCAGAUAUGGAUAUGGAAAACCAGGAAAUACCGGACGCGAUACCUACGGGCUUACAGGGAAAUGACUCUGAGUGGUAUUUUACUGGUGCUAGAUUAUUCCCAAACGUCAAAGGGUGUGGUUACCCGCCGAUACUUAAUUGCACCAUUUUCUACGGAAAGUACAAGCCGCUCGGCACCAAUUACUCAUGCUAUUACAGCCGUGUAGACCCCGGCUUAGUCAUUACGGAGCUGGAUAUGUGGCAGAACACACUGAACUUAGUAUACGCGAUGGCGAUACCGAUCCCAUCGUUCAUAAUUUCAGUGAUAUAUUUGACGUUUGCGUAUUUUAAGAUCUAUAAUACGGAAGAGGAGUCCGAACAGGCUCCGCUGCAGAGCGACGCUGAGGCGAUGGCGACUGGUGACGACGGGAAACCGACUACGCCAGGCUCGGACACUUUUAGGGAAGAUCUCGCGUGCUUCGGGCAUCAAUUGAAGAUGCAACUCGCAAACGAAAAGUCUAAGGAAGGCUUCGAAUCAAAUAGUCCCCCUAUUUCCAAUUCUGCUUCAUUAUCUGGGACCAAGUCGUCCUUCGUGAACGCCUAAUGAAAAACUCACACUGAGAUGACAGGGCUCCUGAAGAGGAUUUGGCUACAGAGUGCAUCACGAAUUGACUUGAAUGAUACCAAUGAACAUUUUUAAUAUCGCUCGAAUCGUGGUCACCGUAGCGCAUCAUAACAUGAUCGUGAUCAUAGGACACUUGACCACGAAUUGGUCGAAGAAGAUUUUUAUAAAGCGUUGUGAAGUUCAAUGACAUAAAAAUGUUUUUCGUGACAACAUAUAUUUAAAUGUUGAAUAUUUAAUACAUUGCUUUUAAUGUUUCAAAGCUAUUUAAGGGCCUUAUAAUUUUUCAACUUGUAUUAUGUUCUUUAACGCUUAGACCUUCUUUUAUAAUUAACUGUUAUUUCUACUGAUUGUUGGAAUAAUGUAAAUAUAAAAAAAUCUCCUAUUAAAUUAAUAAUUUGUAAGAAUAUAAAUGUCAUAAAAUACUUUAAAAAUUCUAAAUGAAAUUCGUCCACUCUUAUUAUUGAGAUAUUGGAAUGCAUUCGGUGAAUACGAAAAUAUUCGCGUUAUUGAAUUAAAUAAUAUAAAAUAUAUAAUCCCAUUUAUAAAGCAUUGCUCAAAAAUAUGUAUUUGAAAUUUUUUAAUACAAGUGUUGUCACGAAAAUCUAAUUAUAUUAUAAUUAGAUAUUUAAAAAAAGAAUUUUAUCUCCUAACAAACAUAAGUCUACUACGCUCGCAGGCUGAUGUGUCAAAAUGCACGCGUCUUAAUACAUAUAAUAUAUUUACAAUUAUUUAUUAAAAAUUAAAUCGCCAUAACGCAAGCUAUGUAAAUUUUAUAACACGAAAUUGUUUAUAAAUAAAAAAAGAUUUAAUAUUAAUUUGAAAUUGUUAGAAUGAAAUUAAACAUGCGUAGAUAUUGACCGUCUAGACAUUGAAGAAUUAUUUACAUUAUUUAAAAUAUUUUACACGAGUAACGCCAAAAUAUAUUCGCUACGGAAUUAUUUGAUUUAAAAACAGCUUGAUUUCAAAAUGAAACUUGUUCUAGAAUGAAAAUAAAAAUAAAUACCAUGUGAAACACACGUUACAAUUAGAAAAGAUACAAUAACGGUAACUACUAUUUACGAUAAAAAAUUAUGAAAAAAUAAUAAAUAUAUUAUUUUCAUUUUUAUGUUGAAUAAUUAUUUCUUUCAACAUGUAAAUUUCAAUUAAAUGUUCACAAACAAAAUAGAAUAAGAUAAUCGUUCUUUUUUUGAAUUGAUUUUUGAAUUUAUAUUGUGUAAUUUUAUUAAAUAAAGUUAGGACAAAGCGUAUUUUAAUUGUGGAUCGUGACAAUUACGUUCAACCAAUUAUCGUCCCUGCCGUACUGUAGACAGUAUCGAUUCUUCCGUCCCAAGCCUGAACUUUUUAAAAAUUCAUCGAUACACGAAGUCCAUAGUCAUUCGAACCGUCACCUUUUGCUAAAGACCAAAAUAGGAAUUUUUAUCGGUUUUCAAAUCGACCUCGGUAACUAUUUAUUACUUUUCCUUAUGAUUUGUUCAAGUAUAAAUGUAAAGGUUCGACCGUUUGAAAUCGAUGUCGGAACCGCCUGACGUUUGCUGACGCCUUCUGUAGCACAAGCGUUUUCAGAACGGCUUGCGCGAACGUAUUUUGUUAGUAACUCAUAAGGAGCCUGUAUAACAUUAAAAUAUAUAAUAAAAAUGAUAACUCAGUUUAUAUGUUCGUAUUUUAUACGACGGUAUAGUUUGAGAUAUCCGAGUGCUUAAGAACGCUUUUAUGGUUGUAAUCGAACGCUUCGGAAUAAAUAUUUCUGUAAAAAAAAAAUUAUGUAUUAUGUAU